AUGGUCCGACUUGACAUUUUCGCGAUUAUCUUCGCCGCCAUCACUUCUGUCGCCGCUGACGGGUACUGCCAAUGCCUCUUCGCCGAUGGCUCCCAUUGCUGCGUUGUUGAAUACGGCAUCACUAAGGCCUGCGAGGAGCGGUGCAAAAACAACGGAAAUUACAAAAGGAAGUGUAACGCUGGUGGCAAGUACUCAGACGUCAGCUCUUGGAACGCACAAUGGCGUACUGCGUGCACAGAAGGUGAUAUUUAG
Molecule: messenger RNA, 252 nt
Organism: Ascochyta rabiei
Lineage: Eukaryota; Fungi; Ascomycota; Dothideomycetes; Pleosporales; Didymellaceae
Exons: 2
Coding region: 1-252 (83 amino acids)
Source: RefSeq, a predicted model, not a curated record